AUGAUGUGUCUGGGGGGGGGUUGUCUGAGAGAGAAGUCUCCAGGCUCAGACUCUCAGGCCUCUCCUCAGGGAGCGGAGUCUUCUGUCCGGACGCCCAUGCUCGAGGGGAGUGACAGCUUCGAGUCUCCACCGCUCUCCACUAAAGAGUCCAGGAGAAGCCUCGCCUCCUUCCCUACCUAUGUAGACGUCCCAGGUCCGUGUGACCCAGAGGACCUGAUCGAUGGGAUCAUAUUUGCUGCUAACUACCUGGGCUCCACCCAGCUGCUGUCUGACAAGACGCCCUCCAAGAACGUCCGUAUGAUGCAGGCCCAGGAGGCCGUCAGCCACAUCAAGGUGAGGAGAGACACAGCUCUAUACUGUAGACCAGACACAGAUCUCAUCUACAAUACACAGCUCUAUACUGUAGACCAGACACAGAUCUCAUCUACAAUACACAGCUCUAUACUGUAGACCAGACACAGAUCUCAUCUACAAUACACAGCUCUAUACUGUAGACCAGACACAGAUCUCAUCUACAAUACACAGCUCUAUACUGUAGACCAGACACAGAUCUCAUCUACAAUACACAGCUCUAUACUGUAGACCAGACACAGAUCUCAUCUACAAUA
Messenger RNA from Oncorhynchus kisutch (coho salmon), 608 nucleotides. Its product is annotated as amyloid-beta A4 precursor protein-binding family A member 1-like. NCBI's taxonomy places the organism in Eukaryota, Metazoa, Chordata, Actinopteri, Salmoniformes, Salmonidae. Gene Ontology annotation, molecular function: amyloid-beta binding. The record is from RefSeq and is a predicted model, not a curated record. The transcript has 4 exons. Gene Ontology annotation, cellular component: plasma membrane; cytoplasm; dendritic spine. Gene Ontology annotation, biological process: chemical synaptic transmission. The coding region runs from base 1 to 450 and encodes 149 amino acids.